Messenger RNA from Drosophila santomea, 607 nucleotides. RefSeq names its product chromosome transmission fidelity protein 8 homolog. Gene Ontology annotation, cellular component: Ctf18 RFC-like complex. Gene Ontology annotation, biological process: mitotic sister chromatid cohesion. The coding region runs from base 109 to 561 and encodes 150 amino acids. The record is from RefSeq and is a predicted model, not a curated record. The transcript is spliced from 3 exons. NCBI's taxonomy places the organism in Eukaryota, Metazoa, Arthropoda, Insecta, Diptera, Drosophilidae.
CGACUACUGAUAACUCAGUGUUGCAAAAGAGUCGAAAGCGGCUUUAGGCGGUCGUCUGUGUUUAUACGUGAUUUACAUACUAUUUGCAACUUAAAAUACCAAGACAGGAUGCCCAUUGUAGUGAAAACGCAAAACGCUGGCAAAGGCGAUUGGGCCAUUAUAGAGCUGCAAGGCGAUCUGGAGGUGAGGAGCAACCAGGAUAUGCACGACCAGUUUAUUGGCGAUCUGUACUACAAUAAAUAUGGCCAGCCUAUUCUCAUCAUAGGCCAUCACAUUCUUCAGGGACGUGAACAAAAGUUGGAUAAACCGUUUGCGGUGCUGGAAAAGUCCAAGUCCAAUGAGGGAGAACGACUCCUGGAAACGAGCAUGAUGGCCUCGCAGGAUGUCAGUAUGCUGAACGCCACCACAGGAGCGGAGCGCACAGUGCUGGAUCACACGAUUGCCCAAGAGCACAAGAGUCGCCAGAGGACGGAGUACACUGUGCGCGCUGUUUGCACCAAAAAACUGAUCUUCAAAUCGCGACCCAAACCAAUUAUAGCCAAUGUAGCUAAGUCCGUUUAGGCCUCUUUCCGAAAAAUAUAGUUUUAUUGAAUUUGUAUGAUAAUAA